Molecule: messenger RNA, 1902 nt
Organism: Syzygium oleosum
Lineage: Eukaryota; Viridiplantae; Streptophyta; Magnoliopsida; Myrtales; Myrtaceae
Product: methyltransferase-like protein 2
Exons: 10
Coding region: 68-1354 (428 amino acids)
Cellular component (GO): RNA N6-methyladenosine methyltransferase complex; nucleus
Molecular function (GO): methyltransferase activity; nucleic acid binding
Source: RefSeq, a predicted model, not a curated record
GCGACAUCCUCGGCAUCCCAUCCUCGACUCUUUGCUUCACAGCACCGGCCCGGCUCGUUCUCCGGCGAUGAACGACGGCGAUUCGGAGCCUCGCCGGAACCUCUCGCCGUUCCUGGAAUCCGGCGUUCACCGACUGGAGGGCUCGGGCGCGGUCUUCGUCGAUCCCGUUCGCGUUCUGAACCGCUCUCUCGCGCGGUUCGGCAUCUCCCCUUCCGCGUACUACUCUCGUUUCUUCGAGCCCAAGCCCUCCGACGUCGCCGACGGCGGUUCGGAUGGGAGGAAGCGGAAGCGCAGGGCGAAGAAGACGCCUCUCGUCCUCAACGAGCGCGAGCGAGUGGCCGCUCAGCGUCACCAGGAGGCGAGGCCAUUUUUGGUUAAGGCGCACGAAUCUUUACUUGGGGCUACUGAGCUGAGGUCUUUCAUGUUGAAGAUGAAGGAUGAACUCGCCGCCGCCACGGAAGAACGGAAACCGGUGCCGCCUGGUGUUCCGCCGUCGUUUAUCGAGCUCGGGAGGCUCUGGCAAGCUCCUUUGUAUGAGAUAACACUCAACUUCUCGCAAGAAAAGCUGACCGGAGAUGGAGGUCCCUUGAUCAUACACAGCAAAGAGCAAAAAGUGCUUCCUAUAUUCGAUAACUUAGUUCAUAACGGAACAAAGGAUGAUUUGGAGGCUGAGUUCCUUGGCAGUCAAUAUGUCAUUCCUAGAGAAAGUUGCUUCUACAUGUCCGACCUGCAGCAGAUUCACAAAAUGAUUCCAGUUGAGGGUGAUGCUCGUUUCCAUCUUAUAGUGAUAGAUCCACCAUGGGAAAAUGGAAGUGCCCUGCAAAAGUUGAGAUAUCCAACUUUGCCUAAUAAAUAUUUCUUAUCGCUGCCUGUUCAGCAACUUGCUCAUAGAGAAGGAGCUCUUGUUGCCUUGUGGGUGACUAACAGGGAGAAGCUCCGUAAUUUCGUUGAGAAAGAGCUAUUUCCUGCAUGGGGAGUCAAAUUUUUAGCAACUUUUUACUGGUUAAAGGUGAAAUCAGAUGGAUCUUUUAUUUGUGACUUGGACCUAUUCCAUCACAGGCCUUAUGAAUGCAUUCUCUUGGGCUUCUGUGACAAGGAGGACAUGGAUCCUAGAGAUCUGUCAAGAUUAAGUAAUAUUCAAGAUAAAAGAGUAUUGAUUAGUGUGCCUGGGGAUUACUCAAGGAAGCCCCCACUUGAAGAGCUAGUUCUUGAGUACAUUCCAGGGACCAAGCCAGCACGAUGUGUUGAAUUAUUUGCUAGAGACAUGAGGCCUGGAUGGUUUUCUUGGGGGAAUGAGCCACUGCACUUUCAAGAGCUGAGAUAUUUUCAGAAGAGAGAUGCAGAUGAUGUCUGAUGUGGGCUUAUAUGCAACAUUUAGCGAGCACGGGGAACAAAUCAUCUCUCUUGCUUGCUAUAGAACUCAGAGGAGUUGGAUGGACCAGAGAGAUGAUAAUCAGCUGGAGGAGUUGGUAACACUGGGGCUUCAGACCUGUCAACUGGUCCUGUGAUGGCCGAGCACACAUUGGUUGACAGAUCGACAAAUUAUGGAAAUAUGCACAGGGGGUUUCUGCUCACUAGAUCUUUUUGUUCAGUCACAUUAUUAACCCAUCUGGAGCCAAGGUAGUUUUGACAAACGGCCACCAAGCUGAAGUGGCUCAAUAACUCGUGUUCUAUUACGGCCUGAUUUUGUAAUUAUGACUGUUAAAAGCGACAAUUUUGUAGGUCGAGUAGAUUAUGAAUCUGUUUUCUUUUCUUAUCUAUUGAGUAGUUCGCUAGGGCCAUUUAAUGAUUAAUAUUGCGAGAGAAACAGACUAGAUUAGUUGAUGCUGAUGCUAUAGAGAGAAAGGGAGGAACUUUUCAUUCCUCUCGCUAGUAAUGAUCUGUCAUUUUGGAAUUUCUUCA